This is a messenger RNA of Balaenoptera acutorostrata (minke whale), 1850 nucleotides long. RefSeq names its product RIB43A domain with coiled-coils 1 (gene RIBC1). The coding region runs from base 333 to 1091 and encodes 252 amino acids. The record is from RefSeq and is a predicted model, not a curated record. NCBI's taxonomy places the organism in Eukaryota, Metazoa, Chordata, Mammalia, Artiodactyla, Balaenopteridae. The transcript has 7 exons.
GACGUGGAGGUUUUCUUGAUCCGUUGCCAGGGCGCGAGGUUACGACAGGCAUUUGGGCCCCUCCCCUCUUUCUUGUCGCACGGCAACGCAAACCGCCUCUUCACCCAACAAAGUCUUGGAAGGAGGCAGGCGGGGCCGGGAGGAGUCUGCAGCUGUUGGGAUGGGGGAACCUGUAUGAAGGAGCCGAUCCUUGCGGAGACAAGCCAGGAGUCACAGCAGGAUUAUGCCCUCCAGGGCAAGAGGAAGAGACUGCCGCUAUAGCUGCUAUAGUCUUGGACCUGAUCCUAGACCCAACCUGGGAGCUUCAAAAUUGGGACUCCUUGCUGAGAAAGAUGUAUAAGGUAGACCCACCACCAGAUCCCAAGGAGGUGGCAGCCAUUGAGGCUAGAAGAAAUCAAGAAAAGGAGCAACAGAGCCAAUUCUUCAAUGUGUGGACCAGAGGAAUGCGGGUGGAUGCUGAAGCCCUGAACAGCCAGGCGGAAGAGAAAAAGCUUCGGAAGGCAAAAAAGCAGAGCAAGGUGGCAGCUUAUGGUACCGACCAGGUGCAGUAUGAUAUGGAACAGGCAGAACGGACACAUCGGCUGGACAAGAAAGUGCAAGAGUUUUGGAAGCAGAAGCAGCAGCUCAAGAAAAGGCGUGAACUUGACCUUUGGGAUUCAGACCCACUCCGGGGGGAGUUUCCAGCUCAUCUUGGUGACAAUGAUCCCUACUGGGGCCCAGCCAGCCUGCAGUGCUUCUCUUGGGAAGAUUUGGACAGGGCCACAUGCCUGAGAAUGCAGCAGGAGGAGUUCAUGCACAGCCUGGAGAGGCCACUGCAAGAGCAACAGCAACAGCAAGCCAGAGUUGAGGAGAACUGUGCAGAUACGCUCAGUGAACAGCUGCGCCUAGCCAUGGACUUGCGGGCCACCCAGCUGGCCAAGCUGGAGGAGUGCUGCCACAAGGCCAUAAUGUCUGCCAAGGCCAACGCCAACAAGGCCCAGGAAGACUUCCCUCUGGGCCUCCUAAAUGUUGACCACCGCCACACUCAUGGUCACUACACCAUGUUCAUGAAAGGAUUUAAUACCAGAUUCACAAUCUUUCUGACAACAUGAAGCCCCCCAGCAGUCUAUAGCACUCUUCACUGAGCCCAAUAUGCUCCAACCACAGUGCCCUCUUUGUGUUCAUCUUUGUUUUGUUUUGUUUUUUAAUUUUUAUUGGAGUAUAGUUGAUUUACAAUGUUGUGUUAGUUUCAGGUGUACAGCAAAGUGAAUCAGUUAUACAUAUACAUAUAUCUACUGUUUUUUAAGAUUCUUUUCCCAUAUUGGCCAUUACAGAGUAUUGAGUAGAGUUCCCUGUGCUAUACAGUAGGUUCUUAUUAGUUAUCUAUUUUAUAUAUAGUAGUGUGUAUAUGUUAACCCCAAUCUCCCAAUUUAUCCCUCCCCCCUGUGUUAUCUUUGAAUUAGCUAUUCCCUCUGUUUGGAAUGCUCUCCCCCUGAUCUUUGCAUGACUGUAUUUGUUGCUGUUGUUGUUGUUGUUGUUUGGUCAUUCAGAACUAAGCUUAAAUGUCAUCUCCCCUCCCGGAACUCUCAAGCUGUAAGCCACCUAGUUACUAUCCCAUUGGCUUGGAAGAUGUCAUCAAGAGGACGUGACCUCUGGUUGACCACAGAGCUGGACCCAGGCAUUGGGAGACUCCUUACCCCCUCCUCUGUCCUUGGAAUAUAUCCACCGUUCCCACAGGUGGAGCUGUUUUAAGGAUGCAGCCUUGAAAGAGUAAGGUGUUGAGACCAUCUGGACUGAAUACAUGACUGAACCCUCUUAACGCCUCUAUAUAAACCUUUAAGAUUCUGGCAGGUGGGUGCGGACAUCUACUC